AUGAAUCGAACUGGUGUGGCACUAGUAACUGGAGGUAGCCGUGGUAUUGGCUUUGCUGUGGCUCAGCAGCUUCAUCAGCGUGGUUGGCAGGUCGCUCUUACUUCUCGUACUAUCGAGCGAGCUCAAGCAGCGGCGCAGAAGAUUUCUGCAACUGUAUUGCCACUGGCGUAUUCAUGUCCACGGCGUGACGAAGGAGACGCCAGUGUCGAAGCUGUCCAGCUUGUGGCAAGAGUAACAAAUGAAUUUGGUGCUAGUCCAUCAGCUCUCAUCAAUGCUGCAGGCAAUUCAAGGGAUAAUUUGCUCUUGCGACUUAGCAAUAAUGAGCUCGAUGAUUUGCUGCUCACAAAUCUUGUAGGACCCGUGCAUAUGUGUAAAGCGGUAGCGAAAGGAAUGAUACAACGUCGUAAAGGUAGUAUUAUCAAUAUUGGCAGUGUCGUGGGUGCAGCAGGGAAUGUUGGACAGGUCGCGUAUAGUGCAGCCAAGUCAGGACUUGUGGGCGUCACUAAGACAUUGGCCAAGGAAUUAGGCAACCGUAACAUUCGAGUAAAUUUAGUUGAGCCAGGUUUUAUAAUGACCGAUAUGACGAAUGCUAUGACGAGUGCUGCACGCGAGCGUGUUUUGGACAAAAUACCAUUGGCUCGAUUUGGGAAGGCAGAUGAGGUAGCUCAACUUGUAACGUUCCUAGCAAGUGAUGAGUCGUCGUAUAUUACUGGACAAUGCAUACGUAUUGAUGGAGGACUCGUGAUUUAG
Messenger RNA from Plasmopara halstedii, 750 nucleotides. Its product is annotated as 3-ketoacyl-acp reductase. The record is from RefSeq and is a predicted model, not a curated record. The transcript has a single exon. Bases 1 to 750 code for a protein of 249 amino acids. Gene Ontology annotation, molecular function: oxidoreductase activity. Lineage: Eukaryota; Oomycota; Peronosporomycetes; Peronosporales; Peronosporaceae.